AUGAAUAUUGUAGAAUUGGCACAAAAAAAUGCGAACGAUUAUGAAUUGUAUGAGAUUAUGGGUACCCUGGAUGGGCAGACUUUCAAAGAAAGGAAGCUCGAUAGAGGCGAAUAUCCGGUGGCGGUACAAAUGCUUUGGGCACGACCGCUAGGCAGUGAAAACAACGAAGCAACUCCAAAAAAUCGUCUGGUACUAAGGUAA
This is a messenger RNA of Gongylonema pulchrum, 201 nucleotides long. The record is from the annotation of a GenBank genome assembly. NCBI's taxonomy places the organism in Eukaryota, Metazoa, Nematoda, Chromadorea, Rhabditida, Gongylonematidae.